Molecule: messenger RNA, 2231 nt
Organism: Esox lucius (northern pike)
Lineage: Eukaryota; Metazoa; Chordata; Actinopteri; Esociformes; Esocidae
Product: sorting nexin-6
Exons: 15
Coding region: 205-1314 (369 amino acids)
Molecular function (GO): phosphatidylinositol binding
Source: RefSeq, a predicted model, not a curated record
AAGUCUGUUGUUGAUUUUGUCGAACAUUAAGGCACUGCGUGUCCCAUAGAAUGAAGUGAACAUUGGAAACACUAUCCCCCUGAUUGAGCUGUGCUGCUCUUAGGGGCCAUACUCUGUUUCAGUUGUCUCGGAAUACAGCAGUAAAGGCUAACGGGUUUACCUCACUGCGGACAUCAGGGGAGCACACAGCCUGCUGGUUUGAAAAUGAUGGAGGAGGAUAGAGAGGGUUUACUCCGUGUGAGUGCCCACACGAUCCGGGUCACUGAGGCUGUGAGAGAUGGGGACUCACUGACUUUUAUAGUCAUCUCUCAGAAGUUGUCAGGCAGUGGGGAAUACCAUGUUGCCAGGACCCAUGAAGACUUUGAGUGGCUACAACAGUGUCUGUUCAGUCAGGAGGAGGUUCCUGGUGUGCUUGGUGUCAUUUUUCCUCCUUUACCAGCCAAGCCUCAUUUGAAUGCAUCGACCAAGGUUCUGAAACAACUUGGUUUCCUGGUCAUGGGGAAGGAAUGGUGUACCUACUGUAAGGCACUAGAGAUCUAUCUCCAGCAGGUGGCAGCAAACACAAGGCUUAACAAGAACAAAUGCCUGGAAAACUUUCUCACUAGCUCAGAUGCCCCAGGUCAGCAGAGGGUGAGGAAGAGCAUCUUUAAUCGUCUGAGCCAGGCCGUGGAGGGGCUGAGGAAGGAGGGUCACAAGGAUGUGGAUGAUUUUUUCCAGACUGAGCGUGAUAAUAACUUCACCCUCACGGGCUGUUCUAAAUCAGCCACAGAGAGAUUCCUUGACGUGGUGCUGACAGAACAAAAACUGGCAGUGGCCUGUGGACACCUGUCCACUUGUCUGCACCUCUGUGUGGAGCAGAGGGAUGACGGCACUGCCCAGGCUUUCUCACAGAUAUGUGUCAAGCUGUCUGAGGUUGUGGAUCUAAUGAAGAAAAACUUUGAAAAUGUUGCUGAGAACAACUUGAGCACUCUGGGGCUGGGCCUGGAUCUGGAGACCCGAUACCAGGAGGCUAAGAAGGAGAUGCUGUACAGAAGAACCUGUAAGCUGGUGGAGCUUGAGACAGCAAGCAAGAAUGCAGAGAGGGCCAAGCCUAUAAGGAAGGCAGCUAUGGAUGACUUGAAAAUGAAAUCGGAGAAGGAAUUUGAUCAAAUAUCGGGAGUGGCUAAACAGGAGAUAGCACGCUUCCACAGUGUUCAUGUGAAGUUGUUGCAUCAGGCUUUAAUUCUGUGGUGUGAGAAGCAACUUGAAACAGCCAAGGAAACCUCCGCCUCCUACAGCCAGCAUCUGCAGGCCUUCAAAGACCUAGGGGAGUGAUCGUCCCAUGACGGCCACACCCCCUCUGAACAACAUAGUCAUCAAUCUGGAUUUGUUUGAUCACUUUGUACCUGUCAAACUUUUCGCUCCUAAAAAGCGUCAGUGUAAUGAAUCAGCAGAUUUCUCAUUGCAGGAAAUGGCAAUAGCAAGAAUCCAAUAGUUUCGUCCCUCACUCUCACUUUCUCCCUGUUUCUCACACACACACACACACACACACACACACACACACACACACACUUUUUCCUCUGUCUAAACCCUGUCCACUCUCAACCACCCCACAUUAAUGAAGCCCCAUUGGAGUUAAUGGUCUCUUAGCAGAAAGUUGUUGUGUUCCCUGUCUGACGGGUGUGUGCGCGCUGAGUAAACAUUUCUACACCUGCCUCCAUGAGACUCUAGCCACAGACUUGUUUGCCAAGUCUCUGGCUGUGUGUGUCUCACUCCAGUGUCAUUAAUCAGUGCGUUAGACUCCUCCCAAGGACACGACACCAAGGAGACACACACACACACACUCUCUCUGUGGUUGUGUGUGGACUCUGGGAUGUUUUUUUCCUGUUUGGUUUAGAAGGUGAAUCAAUGGAUGUUCUCUGCUCCUAUACUAGCUGUGACUAGGCACCAAGUAUUACUCCAAUUUGACCUAUAACCCUUUAGGCACGUAUUGCAGACCUCAACGGUUUGGAUAGAUCUGAACAAUUUGUGCACAAGGGUGUAGAUUGGGAGGCAGGAGAAAAGUCAGUUUGAUUCCCAGAAAAUAGUGAAAAUCCUGAGAACCCUUGAUUGACUACAAACAAAUGAAAAUGAUUGACUACAACAAAUGAAAUGUCUUUAUUCACAUGCUACAUUAACAUCAAGGGAAGACAAAAUGUUUGAUACCAACUAAUGCAAAUAUUAGGAAAUAAAACAACAACUGAUUGAAAGUA